Messenger RNA from Haliotis rubra (blacklip abalone), 2810 nucleotides. RefSeq names its product E3 ubiquitin-protein ligase TRIM9-like. The coding region runs from base 79 to 2004 and encodes 641 amino acids. The transcript has 3 exons. The record is from RefSeq and is a predicted model, not a curated record. Gene Ontology annotation, molecular function: zinc ion binding. NCBI's taxonomy places the organism in Eukaryota, Metazoa, Mollusca, Gastropoda, Lepetellida, Haliotidae.
CGUCACGUGACACACACGACGACAACCAGGAAGUGGAGCGGGGACAGUCUGUCGAUUUACGGUGUUGUAAUUGUGAUAAUGGCGGCUGCCAAAAUAUUGACAGACAACCACCUCACCUGUGUCAUCUGUACGGAGGUGUUCACAGACCCUGCCACACUUCAGUGUAAUCACACAUUCUGUAAGUCCUGUCUGUUGAAAUACACCAACACACAGCCUGAAGCAAUACAAGCCAAGUCCAUCCCAUGUCCCUCCUGUAGACAACUGACGAAGGUGACCACCCCUGACAGUCCAGUGGAGGAGUGGGUCAGUCAGCUGAAACCAAGCCACGUCAUACAGGGGCUGAUGGAUGAAUGUGGACCAGGGAGCAAAGCGGCCCAUGUAAAUAUCUGCAGUGUUUGCAAAGUACAAGGGAAGACAACUCCUGCCACCUCGUGGUGCUCCGUCUGUGACGAUGUCUUCUGUGAUGGAUGUCUGGAGAUGCACAACAUGAUGCCAAUGUCACGUGACCAUGAAGUUGUGGGUUUGUCUGAUACUACCAAAAGAAAAGCCAAGCAACGCCUCAUGUGUAAACUCCACAAAGACGAACAGAUUAAGUUGUUCUGUAAGGAUUGUAGGGUGGCCAUUUGUCAUACAUGCUGCAGUAUAAAACACAGGAAAUGUGACGAUGUUGAUACUUUAAAUAACAUGACGCCUGUUGUCAGAGAACACCUGUCAAAUCAAACCCAAGAACUGAAAAUCAAAAUGACAACUUCAGAAAAGAGAAUUACUUUCAGGAAAUCUCAAAUUGAAGAAAUAGAGUCCAAUGCGCAAAUUAUAAAAGAUGAAAUCAGACAAUUACGUCAGAAAGUGGUAGAAGUGAUUUUACGGAAGGAGAAACAACUCCUUGAUAAAGUCGACCGAUCUUCCGAUGAACAAUUACAGGAAUUACAAGCAGAUAUAAAAUCCCAGGAGAUUGAGCUGCAGAUGUACCAGCAACAGUAUGAGUUCACAGCCAAAGCUGUCACGUCCAACUGUGAGGUGGACAUGUAUGCCAUCUAUGAGUCGGUGGGUGAGGAGUCGACAGACAACAGAGACAGGGACAACCGACCAGCGCCAGGAAGGGUUGUAUUUACUCACGACAUGGACAAGCUGAGUAAAGCAGUGGAUGAACUACAGCUAGGGAAGGUUGAAGUUGUCAGAGGUGUGAGUGACCACCAGUCUACCCCUGUUCUACAUCACACUAUUGACUGUAAGGCAGAUAAUGACAUCAGGUAUCCUGAAUUGUAUGACGUCACAGUGUUGACUGUUGAGGGUAUAAAAGUAACAGUAGUUGCGGACUACAAUAACAAAAGCAUCAAAACAUAUCACACAUCAAAACCAAACACACUAAGUAAUCAUCUACUACUUUCCUAUAGUCCUUAUCAACUAGCAAAGCUAAAUGAGAGUCGGAUAGCUGUCAGUUUUCCGGGCAGUCAGGAAAUAGUUACAGUGGAUGUUACUCCAGAUCCUGUAUUGUUGUCAACUAUCAAAACAAGUAAAAGGUACUUCGCUCUAGCCUGUCUGAGUCCUUCACAGCUGGUGGUGGCAGGUACAAAACUACAGUCUCACUAUGUGGACAUACUGGACAUGACAGGGAGGAUACUGAAGUCUAUCAACACGGGUGUCAUAAAGAAUCCAAACUGUAUCCAUGUCACCAGUAAUAACAACUUGAUAGUUAGUAAAGGAUCAGUAAAAUCCCUCGUAUCUGUGACCAGGGAAGGAGAAGCUGUUUUCACCUACACACCCACAGGGGACAGAGCUUUGAGAUGGCCAUUGGGUAUCACAACAACAAGCACUGGGGAUAUCCUGUUUGUAGACCGCGUCUCCCACAAGGUGAUUCAGCUGACAGAGUCAGGGCAGUUUGUCAGAGAUGUCCUCACACAACAGGAUGGUCUGGAAUAUCCUUGUGGUAUCUGUCUUGAUGGGGACGGGUUUGUGUAUGUUACAUGUGAGCGAUAUGUAAAGGUAUUCAAAUUUAACAAGUGAUUCGUGUUUCAAAUAUACUCUUACAAAAAGUUGGUGAAUAUUAUUUUUAAUUUACGAUUGAUAAAGCUGGGAGAUAUAUCGGAGCAAUCAAUGUUGAUGAUAAUGGACAUUUUGAGAGUGCAUCACCACUUACACAAACUUAUGGCCAUAGUAGUUUGUACAGAAAUAGCUCUUAAAAGAUGAUUGGUGUAUGAUGUGAAAACCGUCAAAAUCCAGAAUGACACCGGAUGCACGUGUAUGGGGCACUGCGUUGUGCACGUGCAUCCCAUGCAUUGUGUUUAGGGGCGGUGAUAAAAAGACAUGGCUGUGCGUUCAUAAGAUGUCUGUCUUGGAAACAUUUGUUAACUCUUAUACUUCCUAUCUAAAUUUGAAGUUCAGGUUCAGGCUUUUGUGAAGAGUAUACGGACAUAAUUCGAUCACACAACACAAUAUCUGUUACAAGCCAACUUCAGGUACUGUUUAUGGCUUUUCAUGUAAUUCUUAAAGUUAGCACAUUGACGAAACACUGGAUCUCAUGUUUCAUAACAAAUAGUUUUAAUCACAGAGAUGAGACUAGCGUUGAUGAAGAAAACAGUGACAAACAUCCAUUAUUAUCAUAUUAUUCUUCAUUUUUGCCAGGUCCAAUGUGGUUUAACAUGAUGGUACGACAAAAUGCAGUUAUUCCAAAAUAAUCUAAAGUGCGACUCAUGAACUAUCUAUCCGUAAAAUCGCAUUGAUAUGCUUUUCGGCACUUCUACAGUAAUGUUUAUGUAUUAUGAAUAUUCAAUAAACAUUGUGCAAUAUAGCACAUUCAGUGAAAUUCAGAA